Messenger RNA from Adineta ricciae, 1335 nucleotides. NCBI's taxonomy places the organism in Eukaryota, Metazoa, Rotifera, Eurotatoria, Adinetida, Adinetidae. The record is from the annotation of a GenBank genome assembly.
AUGGAUAAAGAAAUAUUCUCAACGAUAAUUCGACUUCCAUUAAAAUCUGUUCGUUGUCAUUCAUUAAAAUUAUCACCAAAUGAUUGGAUAAUGCCAACAGAAUUUUAUCGAAUUUGUUGUGUAUAUUUCUAUGAUAUUGAACAAUGGUCAUUUUAUAAACAACAAUUAAAUGAUGAAUUUAUGAAUAUUGAUCGAUUAAUAAGAAGUUUAACUAAAUUAAUUGAUUAUUAUCCUCUUCUAACUGGUACAAUUCAUAUUGAUGAAAAUGAUAAGAGUACUUCUAUUUUAUUUAAUAAUAAUGAAAAACAAGGAAUUUUAUUUAAGGCAAUAUCAAUGAAUAUUUCAAUGAAAGAUUUUUUCUUAUUGAGAAAUUCCAAUGAAUUAAUAAAUAAAAUUGAUCCUUUGACAUUAUUUCAUAUUCGUCAUAGUCGAUUUCAUUGUGGUAGUGUUGCUCUUACUAUUCAAUUAAAUCAUUGUUUUGCAGAUGCUCAUUCAUAUUUUCAAUUAAUUCGACAUUGGGUACAACUUUAUCAUGAAAUUGAUUUUGAACCAAUUGUUUGUCAUCAACGAUCUCUUCUUUAUCCAUUUCAAAAUAAUAUUCAAAUCAAUCAACCACAAAUAUUAACUAUUAACAAAGAAAAAACCUUUUCAUCAAUAAAUGAAAUUCCUCCAUCUAUCGUGAAAAUCUUUCGAUUUUCUACUGAUGAAUUAGAACGAAUGAAAAAUGCCGGUAAAAUCGAUUUACCAAUUGAUAUUGAUUAUGUUUCAACAUUUCAUGUUCUUUGUGCACAUCUUUUUCGACAUGUAACUCUUGCUCGUUGUUUAUCUCCAUCAUCUUUAACAAAACUUUAUAUUUCAACCGAUCUUCGUCCACGUCGUCAAAAACCAAAUAUUCCAUCGAAUUAUUUUGGUAAUGCCGCUUUAUAUUCUUAUUUAUCAACAACAUCUGGAGAUCUUAUCAAUAAUGAUCAUUUAUCAUAUUGGGCGGCACAAGUUCAUCGAGCGAUUGAUAUGACAAUGGAUGAAGAAAUCGAAAAUAUUUUCAAUUGGAUUAUAAAUCAAUCAGAUAAAUCAACUAUUCGACCAACUUGUAAUCCAAUGACAAGAGAUUUUCUUAUAACAGCAUGGAAUAAAAUGGGAAUGUAUUCAGAUUCGGAUUUUGAACUAAAUCUUCAUCCAUGUCGAAUUACUUUACCAUUAAUAGAAACAAUGAAUGGUGCAGCUAUUUUAUGUUCGACAGAGAAAAAUGAUGGUUCUAUUGAUGUUUUUCUUGGAUUAGAUAUUAAGACAAUGAACAAUUUAGAAAAAGAUUCAAAUUUUAGAAAAUAUUGUUAA